AUGAAGUUCGCAACAACAAUCGUUGUAGCGUUGAUAUCACUGUUAGUCUCCUACUCCGGUGCCGGCGAUGUGGAAGGCAUACCAGCGAUAGCGGAAAACGCCGUCGGCGCUACAGCAUCGAUAAAUGAAAGUUCGAAUGAAGCUUCAGAUGUAGAAGAAGACCCGGAAGAAGAAGAAAAUGAAGAGGUAGUAGAGGAUGAAGAUGAAUCGGACGAUGCGGAGGAGGAAGAGGAUGAGGCCGAGGAUAGCCCGGAAGUCGCAAGGCGCAAACGCAUAGCAGGGACGCUGGAAUUCUGCUUGAAGGAUGGUGAUAUGACGCCAGUCGAGCUGAUAAACUGCGCUAGUGAUAUUUUGCUUAGUGGAAAUAUGAGCCCGCCUCCAGCGUUCAGUAAGUGUGUAGGAGAAUACGUCAUCUGCACCGGCGUCAAGUGUGCCUCGGAAUUGUCAAAAACUGAGUACCGCGGCAAGCAUUACUCUAAAGUGUACGAGUGUGUCGGAGCAUGUAUCCCGCAACUCAUAAGAUGUCUCUCAAGGAAACCGGACCCCGGCCCGGAUGCGCUGGUAGAGUUGCUCGACAAGCCAACCGCCAAUAAAGACCUCAUAUUGACAAUAAUUGAAUGCUUGGAAGGUCCUCCGGGGAAGAUUACGAUAGUCGCGUUCGUCAGAUGCGUCAACAACAGGUUACACAUACAUCAUAGAACGAGGCUUGACUCCAUCGGAUUCAUCCUGGGCAACUUCCUGACCAAGGCGAUGUUUAAGUUCUCUCUCAUGGAAGAAGAAGACAUAAUCGAACGAACGGCUGCGUUCGGCGAUUGUUUUCCCAUGUUGCUGCGCAACCUGGUCAGUAUGCACGAAUUCAGCUUCUCUUGCAAGAAGCGAGUUUUCAUCGAAGGUUACGAUGACCCCGACGAUGACGAAUUCGAUGACGACGAAGAUGAAUGA
Molecule: messenger RNA, 942 nt
Organism: Babesia bigemina
Lineage: Eukaryota; Apicomplexa; Aconoidasida; Piroplasmida; Babesiidae
Product: membrane protein, putative
Exons: 4
Coding region: 1-942 (313 amino acids)
Source: RefSeq, a predicted model, not a curated record